This is a messenger RNA of Neohortaea acidophila, 678 nucleotides long. RefSeq lists its product as uncharacterized. Bases 249 to 617 code for a protein of 122 amino acids. NCBI's taxonomy places the organism in Eukaryota, Fungi, Ascomycota, Dothideomycetes, Mycosphaerellales, Teratosphaeriaceae. The transcript has 4 exons. The record is from RefSeq and is a predicted model, not a curated record.
UCCACCACGUCCGUCCAUCUCAUACCAUCAUACGGGACUUGGACAGAUGGGGUAGGUACAUGCCACGAACGCAACAGUCAGUCAAAACACAGCGCUGUCGCAGAGUCGUCGGCAUAGACAAAAGAAGCUCACCCGAGCCGCGGAAGCUGGCGACUGGAGUUGCCUUGCUUAGAAACACCUUCAACCCUCUCCUCCCCAGCACUCGCUAAACGGAGAAGACGCCUCCCAGUCAUCCGUCUCGCACAACAAUGGCAGCCCGAUUGCCAACCACCCUGCGAUCCGCCCUCCUCAUCCCAUCCGCGCGCACCCUCUCCACCACCACUCGAUCAUCCCCCUUCCUCCAACAUGCGCAACGAAGCUUUCAAACCAGCCGUAGAGCAAUGCAAGAGGCUACCGUCCUACCCCCCAGAAGACCUGUCGGCGCCUUCAGAGGAACUCUCUUCGGCUUCCUUCUCGGCUCGGUGAUUGCGGGUGCUGGGCUGUACUACUACGUCAUUGACGAGUACAAAGUGUCGAAUGAACUCCUGACCGAAGACAUCUACGCUUUGCAAGCCGCCGUUCAACGGCUAGAAGGCUAUGUCAAGAACCUAGAAGAGGGGGUCAAGGUGAAGAAGUGAUGCAUAUCAUCUGUAGAUGCCCAAUGCAACAGCAGCACCACGGAUGCGAGGGGAGGUGUUU